GAUGAUUAACUUCGGAGUCUCAAUCAAUCAAUCGUCGUCUCUCAGAUCUGAAACUGGAAACCACCAUUUUCCUCUUCCUUUCUUCCUUCCCCGGCCGGUUUCACAUCUGCUUUCUCUCUCUAAUCCAUUCUUUCCUGUUCGAGAUCGUUGUGGUGGAUGGCAAGUAGGACCAACAAGUAUGCGUCUCUCAAUUUCAAUGACAUAUACGAGAAGAAGAUCAUAACCACGUCAAACAACCGAUCUCACGCCAAUUCUUCCGCCAAUUCAUCGCCUUCAUUCUCAUCUUCUCCUUUCUCCGGCACCGGCAAGACUUCCUUAUCCAAUUCUCGCAUCCAUGGCAACAUGCUCGUCCUGACUCGUCCGUCACCAAAACCUAUUGUUCCUCAAUCUCCUCCUUCUCACACGCCACCGCCGCCGCCUCCGCUGUUGCAAUCUUCUUUCCAGGAUCCGAUCCGCUCCGAAUCGGAUUCCAUCUCUCUUCGACCUCUAGGAAGUACAGGAUCCGGUCCAUCUCUGCUUGUUUCUACUACUCCUCUUCUUGCGUCGCAGAAGUCUGAUAAGGAUUUGAAUCCGCCUCUUUCACCGUCUCCGUCGCCGAAAACGAAUCGGUUUGUUCCACCUCAUCUUCGGCCAGGUUUCGCAGGUCGAGAGGAGAAACCAGGGCCGGAUUUCCAACAGAAACAGCCGUCUGGACGCACGAGAGAGAUCGGGAGUCAACGGUUAGGGCAUUACGGUGAGGACGGGAGGUUGAACUCUGGUUUGAUGGAGAUGAAACGACCUGGUUCAGGUGGAACUCGUCCGAGUUCAAGUGGAUAGAAACGAUAUCAGUGAUGAAGAUGAGCUCCCAUUCCUAGGAUAUAAGGAUGAAGAUUCAUUCGUAGCAGAAAUUUAUACCAACUUGGAAUCGGAUUUCAUUACACUCAGAAGCCUUCUUUCUGAAAGCUUUCUUUGAAGCCCCUUCUUUCUUCUUUCAAUCAUCAUCAUCAUCAUCAAUCUGGUUUGGUUGCUGACAAACUAGUUUUGUUUGGUCGUUUCUAUGAUGUUUAAUAUUAUUUAUGUUUAUCACAAAUUCAAGCACUUUCUUUGUAUCAUGGAUCAUCUUAAUACCAGUAAUUUAUCACAACGUUUCUUCUGUUUAUGCA
Molecule: messenger RNA, 1142 nt
Organism: Impatiens glandulifera
Lineage: Eukaryota; Viridiplantae; Streptophyta; Magnoliopsida; Ericales; Balsaminaceae
Product: proline-rich receptor-like protein kinase PERK8
Exons: 2
Coding region: 157-816 (219 amino acids)
Source: RefSeq, a predicted model, not a curated record